AUGCGCUGCACAGCCCACUUUUUGACUCUCUUCGCCGCCACAGCGCGCGCCUCCGCCAAGACCAUCUGGGCCACGCCUCAUGAGAGCUACUCGUCCUCCGUUGGCGUACUAGGUUGCAAAGUCGACACAAAUCGCAUCGCUUACUGGCCGUCUUCCGUGGACUGCAACAAGAUCUGCGUGUCGCUUAGCUAUGAUGGGAGGACGGUUCAUCUCCUGCGUAUCGACCAGUCCGAAGGCGCUCACGACGUGAGUUAUGAUGCCUGGAAUUACCUCGUCACAGGUUACUCAGCCACCGAGCGUCCCACCACCGGUGGCGCCGUCGCCAUGGAGUACGAAGACGCCGACCCGUCCGCUUGCGCCGAUCUGAUUCACACCGACGGCAACAAGCUACCCCUGAGCGCAUCCAACAGCAUGAACUACCUUGCCAGCUGCCUGUCGAAAGAUACGUGGGUUGGCAAGAACCAUCUCCUUUACAAUAUCCUUGACCCCAUCUGCUCCUGGGGCACCGACGAGCUCUGCACUCUCGAUUGGCCGACUGCCAAUCAACCCGCCUGCCCCAGCCAACUGGGCACCCCUACGGCAUUAGAGAACGACCCGGUGUACAACAUCCAGUACAUGACCGGGAACAAAGUCAUGGCAUCCAAUGGCCAAGUUGUCGCUAGCGGAGGAACGGCGAUCACGGUGGAUUUGGGUCAGAAGUCUGGGGGGCGCAUUGCGAGGGGGGAUGCGGUGGUUGUCUUAGCGAUGAGUCUGACAUAUUGGCUUAUAUGGGGUGUCUGA
This is a messenger RNA of Dichotomopilus funicola, 780 nucleotides long. RefSeq lists its product as uncharacterized. The transcript has a single exon. Bases 1 to 780 code for a protein of 259 amino acids. The record is from RefSeq and is a predicted model, not a curated record. Lineage: Eukaryota; Fungi; Ascomycota; Sordariomycetes; Sordariales; Chaetomiaceae.